AUGAAAUAUGAAACAGUGAUGAUAUUGUGGCAUAACAAGGAUCCAAUCUAUUCAAUCGAUUUUGAUCCUUGUUCAAAUAGAUUAUGUACUACUGGUUCUGAUAAUGAUAUUAAAAUAUGGAGUUUUGAAAAGAACAAACAAACAGGUAAAAUAGUAUUUGAUUACUUGUCAAGUCUAUCAAAGCAUACAAAACCUGUAAAUGUUGCUAGAUUCUCACCUGGUGGUAAUCUAUUGGCUAGUGGUGCAGAUGAUGGAGCAAUAGUCAUUUGGAGAUUGAAUACAACUAUUCCUCUUGCAAAGGAUUCAUUCAUGAAAGAACAAUGGUCAAUCGUCAGUAUAUUACGUGUCAAUACCGAUGCAUAUGAUCUGUCAUGGUCAUCUAAUGGUUUAUAUCUAACAUCUGCCAGCACCGAUAAUAGUGUUCAAAUUUGGAGUCCUUUGGCUAAGAUUUGUAAUCAAACCAUCAUAGAACACACUCAUUAUGUUCAAGGAGUAUGUUGGGAUCCGUUGGGUGAAUAUUUGGUGACAGAGUCAUCGGAUGGAUCUUGUCGAUUGUACAACUUUAACAAACCACCACCAACUGGAAAACAACAUAGUAGUAAAAAGAAACAACAACAAAAGGUUUCACUUGCAAAUGUAUUGACUAGAAGAUCAUUCAAUAUAAAUAAUCAAAAUAGUCUAUCUAAUAAUAAUAAUAAUAAUAAUAAUAAUAAUAAUAAUAAUAAUAAUAAUAAUAAUAAUAAUAAUAAUAAUAAUAAUGAUGGAAUGGUGAUUGAUUCGAAAAAAGAAAAGGAAAAUGAUACAAAAGAUGAACAACUUGAAGAAAAAGAAAAAGAAGUAAAAGUACAAAAGGAUCAUGCAAUGUUUUAUGAUGAAAGAGUUACAACAAGACCAGAUUGGUCACCCGAUGGAUCACUAUUUGUAACACCAACAGGUAAAUUUAAAUCAAAUGCCACUGAAAAGUAUACAAGUACAUCCUAUGUUUUUGCAAGAGGACUCCUCAACAAACCAAUCUUUCAUUUACCAUCCAACAAACCAACCAUUGUUGUUAAAUUCAAUCCACAUAUUUAUAGUCUCAAAUCAACCGCCACCACGACGAUGACUACACCAGACACCAACAACAGUAGUAGUACUACUCAACCAAGUCUAUUAACACUACCCUAUAGAAUGAUCUUUUCUAUUUGUACAACCGAUACUAUUGUCAUUUACGACACACAAUCAACCAAACCACUAUAUAUAGUGUCUGAACUACAUUAUGCACCCAUCACUGAUAUGUGUUGGUCACCAGAUGGAUCUAUAUUAAUGGUAGCCUCUGAAGAUGGAUUUUGUAGUUAUCUAUUGUUUAACAACGAUGAAUUGGGUUCAAUCGUAGCAGAGGAUGAUCCAAUUUAUCCACCAUCCAUGAAACAAUUCCAAUUAUUUAAACAAGAGGCUAUCAUAAAUACAAAGGUCGAACAACAACAACAACAACAACAAACUGGUGAAUUAUUAACAAAGAGAAAGGUAGUUGCACAGGAUAAUCAAGUUGAAGAAGAAGAAGAAAAUGCAACAACAAAACCACAACAACAACAAGAAGGAGAAGAAGAAGAAAUGCAACAAAAGAAACAAAAAACAUUUGAACCAACCCCAAACAGUACUUCUACCACUACAACUACAACUACUACGACAUCUAGCAACGAAGCAUCAACCAAUCAACCAAAACCAAAGAGAAGAAUUCAACCAAAUAUAGUCAUCACACCAACACAAUAA
This is a messenger RNA of Cavenderia fasciculata, 1749 nucleotides long. RefSeq lists its product as uncharacterized. The coding region runs from base 1 to 1749 and encodes 582 amino acids. Gene Ontology annotation, biological process: nucleosome assembly; DNA replication-dependent chromatin assembly. Gene Ontology annotation, molecular function: protein binding. The record is from RefSeq and is a predicted model, not a curated record. The transcript has 4 exons. Gene Ontology annotation, cellular component: nucleus; CAF-1 complex. Lineage: Eukaryota; Evosea; Eumycetozoa; Acytosteliales; Cavenderiaceae.